Ahaetulla prasina is the source of this 4321-nucleotide messenger RNA. RefSeq names its product highly divergent homeobox (gene HDX). Lineage: Eukaryota; Metazoa; Chordata; Lepidosauria; Squamata; Colubridae. Gene Ontology annotation, molecular function: DNA-binding transcription factor activity, RNA polymerase II-specific; RNA polymerase II cis-regulatory region sequence-specific DNA binding. Bases 258 to 2357 code for a protein of 699 amino acids. The record is from RefSeq and is a predicted model, not a curated record. The transcript is spliced from 11 exons. Gene Ontology annotation, biological process: regulation of transcription by RNA polymerase II.
CUCUCCCCCCCGAGGCUGAGAGGCGGGGGCAGAGACUGUCCCGGCCGGCGCUGAUCUCGAGCGGCGAUUGGCCGCUGUCUACGCUGACGUCACGAUCAUGAUGAGAAUUAAUGAUCGGAGGCGCUGAUUUCAUUGUGUGACGCCGGGACCGACCCAGCCGAAACCGGCUGAAUUCGGAGCCCUGGGGCCCACCGUGGCCGCCCCGCCCGCCCCACAGAGCACGGGAGUGAGAUGUGGCUUCAGUGCAGUACCCACCCAUGAUCUACAAUAUGGAGAUGAAUCUGCGUUCUGUAUUUACUGCAGAACAACAGAGGAUAUUGCAGCGUUACUAUGAAAAUGGAAUGACAAAUCAGAGUAAAAAUUGCUUUCAGCUCAUAUUACAGUGUGCCCAAGAAACUAAGCUGGACUUCAGUGUAGUCAGGACGUGGGUUGGAAACAAAAGAAGAAAGAUGAGCAGUAAGAACGCCGUGGAUUCUGGAGGAAGCCCAUCAGCCACAUCCAGCAGCACAUUGACAAUGCCUCCAGAAGUGGCCGUUCAAAACGUGGUCAGCAUAGCCCGUUCCCAGAGCCAGCAGUCCUCGUGGACGUCCUCCAAUAACGAUGUCAUAGUCACCGGCAUCUACAACCCGGCUUCUUCGUCUGGCAGGCUGGUUUCCAGUAAACAGGCCAACUCCGUGAUGAGCGAUAUGCAUAAAAACUCCCUGUCGAGGUCAUCCGGGAAGAGCGAUCCCGAAUUCCAGCGGCAGCACAUCGCGGUGACCCGCCAAGCACCCCAUUGUAAAAACGCUUCGCUUUUCCUGGGCGAGAAAACCAUCAUCCUCUCCAGGCAAACCAGCGUGCUGAAUUCAGGGAAUUCUAUUUAUAACCACACGAAGAAAAGCUACGGCGGCUCGUCGGUUCAGACGGCGGAAUUAGUGUUACCUCAAAAGCCCGUCCUGUGCCACCGGCCGUACAAAAUGGACCAGGUGGGCUGCCAACGGUUGCAAAAACCAGAGCACCCCAUCCUCGCUUCCUCUGUUCCAUCCGGGCAGAGAUCGAACAUUAGAGAUCCUUCCUGCAGCACCCACAAUUUGGAAAUCCGAGAGGUUUUUUCAUUGGCUGUUACCGAUCAGUCCCUGGGAGGAAGCCGAGAGAAGGCCCUGUCAUCUUCCGGAGAAGGCAGUUGCCUGUCUAUCGCGAUGGAAACUGGGGAUGUGGAUGACGAAUACGCCCGAGAGGAAGAGUUGGCCUCCAUGGGCGCCCAGAUACAAAACUACUCUCGCUUAAGCGGCACGUCCCUCCGCGUCGAGAAUCCGGGAUCUGGUUUUUCGGGGUCAGGCCGGAACAUGGGUUGCAAUUCGCAUGUUCUGAACGCGAGGAACUUGCACAACAAUAUCCUGUAUCACAACAGAGACUAUCGCUUACCUCCACGGACAUCGUUGCACAGCACAUCCAGUACGCUCUAUAGCAAUUCCUAUCCAUCCAGAAGUAACAUUUCUUCUCAUUUUGCAGCAUCCAAUCAACUAAGGCUAUCUCAGAACCAAAAUAACUAUCAGAUUUCAGGAAACCUUACUGUGCCUUGGAUUACUGGGUGCUCCAGGAAAAGAGCAUUACAGGACCGUACACAAUUCAGUGACCGAGAUUUAGCCACCCUUAAGAAAUACUGGGAUAAAGGCAUGACCAGCCUUGGAUCGGUUUGCAGAGAGAAAAUUGAAGCCGUUGCUGCGGAAUUAAACGUUGACUGUGAAAUAGUAAGGACUUGGAUUGGAAAUAGGAGACGGAAGUAUCGUUUGAUGGGCAUUGAAGUCCCUCCUCCACGAGGUGGCCCUGCCGUUUUUUCGAGUCAGUCUGAUUCCAGUGAUAAAUCGGUACCCAUUCCAGGCGAUGACCCCCUGACUGACAUAGGAGAUGAUAAUGACAGGAAUGAUGAAGUGUCCAUCUGCUUAUCAGAAGGAAGCUCCCAAGAAGAACACAACGAAGUUCUUCCAAAUGAAGGCAUUGGCCACAAAGAAGAGGACCACGCUACUGCAACUUCAGAUAAUGUGAAAAUAGAGAUAAUAGAUGAUGAAGAAAGCGAUAUGAUCAGUAAUUCUGAAGUGGAUCAAAUGAGCUCUCUUCUGGACUACAAAAACGAGGAAGUAAGGUUCAUUGAGAGUGAACUGGAGCAUCAAAAACAGAAGUAUUUUGAACUCCAGACUUUCACGAGAAGUUUGAUACUUGCUGUCAAAACAGAUGAUAAAGAUCAGCAGCAGGCACUUCUAGCCGAUUUACCUCCAGAAUUGGAAGAGAUGGAUUUCAACCAUACGUCUCCAGACCCCGACGAUACCUCAUUCAGCUUGUCAUCUUCAUCCGAAAAAAAUGCCUUGGACAGUUUGUGAUCUUUUUUUUUUUGUUUUUUUUUUGACAAAGGAAAAAAACACACAGUAUAGUUUGUCUAACGUGUAUGUUUCCGAACCGAUUACAUUGGGUUUAACCCAUAUCCUUAAAACAUGAAGGAAGACGUAGGGUGGGAAGGCCGGCAAGCCAAUUGUAUAUUGAGGGCAUUUUGAUAAGUUUCUGCAAAUUCAGAGUUUUUGUUGUUGACAAAUGUGAAAGCUACUUGAAAGCUGCUUCCGGCAGCUGUCUCUUGAUGAUGGUACCUUCAUUAUAACAUGAACUUUUAAUAAUAAACCCUUCACCUAAGGACAGCACCGAGAAUGGAAGAAUAGUAGUGAAUUCUGUUAAUAACUUCCUAAUGUUAAUCCGUCAGUCCUACAGUGUGAUAUUUUGCCUUUUCUUGUUCUUUUUCUCCUUCUCAGGUAGAUGGACUGAUCACUGGAAAUUAUAGGUUUCAAGACAUGAGUGGGGGAUAAUUUGGCCCUUCAUUCAAAUGAUGAUCAUUCUAACCAGGGAUCAAACAAAGAAGCGUUGGUCUUUUUACUUUUUACUUUUUUCUGUAUAUAGCAGCAAAUCUCUUCUCUUCAUUUUGGGAUGAUGAAAUAUCCUGGAAUAUUUUCAUUACUGAAAAGAAAAAAAAAAGCAAAUCUAUUUAUCUUAGCUCUAAUAAAUUAUUUUGUGUAUAUCAGCAGGUGGAAAUUCCAAGCGAGCAAGGAAAAAAACACUUGACUCUUUUAAGUGCACAAUUCAGAAAAUACAAUUUCCAGUUGCACAGCCUUCCCCUUUAGUACACUGUAGAGAUCGGUAGUAGUAAUCCUGUCAAGCUGCGACGAUCCAGUAUAUAUAUCCAUAUCCGAAGGUCUGGCAGAUGCUUUCGGCUUACUUACAAGUGACUGGGUCCACGAAUCUGAUAUAAAAAAAGAUGAAAAUGCGGAAAUUGUUACUCAAGAGAAGAAGAAAAAGAGCUUCAUAAAUGGUGUGAGAAAUGUUGAUGAGAAUUCCCUCGAAGGGGAAAUAUAUUUCUGGACUUUUAAUGUGGAGCAAUUACUUAGUCCAUAUACUUAUUAAGAUAAUUGUGUUUUUUUUAAAAAAAACAAACCAAUCAACCAGCUAGCUAGCUAGCUAGCAAACACUAAUUUAUGGAUUAGCUCCGAAUAGGAUUUAGCAAAUGUACAACCCAUUUAUGCAGCCAGGCUUAAAAGUUAUUUUGAUCGAUUUUGUUAGGCAAUUAGUAGGCCGUGUAGACCUGAACUCAGUGAGAAAUAUAUUGGAAUUCUCCAUCUUUGCUGUGUGCAUCGAAAUCCUCAGUACAACCUCUUAAGACUCCAAUGCAUAAUUUGACCGUGGUCCUCUUUUUCAACUACUGCUGGAAAUUUAAGAUUAAUGUUUUUAAUCUUAAACGUAUUUCUUUUUUUUUUUUUUUUAGAACUUUGAUCUAAAGUUAUGUAUGUUGUGUCUUAAAUAGGAUAAUGAAAAUGUUACUUACCAAUUUGUAUGCUUUGUUCUUUGGGAUAGUAUUUAACCAAUUGAUUAGGUGCUUGUCUCCUAGCGACCACGUAGGUAGGCUUUCUCCAGGCGUCGUUGGCGUGUGGCCUUCAAGGCCUCUCAGUGCUGCGUUCACAAAAAUGUAAGAUAAAUAAGCGAUGCCCUAUUGAUGCCCCAUAGCACAAACCUGGAAGGCUUUACAUUCAAUGGAAAUGUUGGUAAGAAAACUGCUGUGUAAAAAAAAAAAUUGUCCUCCCUCUUCUAAAGUCUCCUUCUACCUUAUUCUUAAAUUCCAGCUCACAGCUUCUUCACCUAGCUGCCCCCCCCCCCGCCUCCCUACCCUCUUCCUUCCUUUUGCGUUUUAUCUCUCUGCUCUCUUUUUUAAAGUUGCUCUCCAAGAAUGAAAAAGCACAGGAGAAACAGGAUUGCAACUCCUUUUAGCCUAAGAAGAGGAGUUCCCCCCCUGGGGGGACAUCCCUGU